GAUUUUGGCCACUCCCCAAAACGGAUCCUCAAACCAUGACCCCUUUUGAAUAUGAGAGAGGAUUAUCUGAACAUGCGGCAUAGAGGGGCACAAAAUGAAGCAAGAGAAAACAGUAUCUACAUAACGAGAGGGCAUUAGUCUCUUACUGGGCCAACCAGAAACCAAACCAUCAGCCUAGAGAAAUAUUUUUCCUAUAUGUGAAAAGGUUGGCACGCUGAUAAGGUGCCCAACAUCCCCUCUCCUCUCACUUUGGAAAGGCACCCUUGCCCUCCUAUAUACCACUAGCUUAUCGAAAACUGACAGUAUGCCCAACCCUCUCGCUUUCUUUUUUUGGUUAAAAUCCUCUCCCUUUCCCUAUGUACAUAAAAGGUGUGCUUGAUCGGUUUGAUCCAGUUUUGGUCUAUUAUUGGGCCAAUCGAAAUCAAACCAUUAAAGAAGUUUUCAAUUUUGAUUCAGUUUGAUAUAUUUUCUUGUCAUUUUUUUAUUGGUUUCUUAUCUUGUAACUGUAGAUCCGCUCUCAGUUUUUAAUCCGGUCGAUCUGGUUUCAAUUGGUGUAUUCAAUCGGUUUUUCUACCGGUUCCAUUAGACCUCAGGUCCCCAACACUAUACCAAACCAAUAAGAAUUCGGUUUGGUAUGAACAGGAUUUGAUCGGUCUGACCGGUUUGGGCUGAACUUUGACACCCAUACCAGAUCAUUUGAUCUGCAUAUGCCAAGAAUCCAGAUAUUAUUAAUUAUUAGGGUUUUGCAGGAAACCCUUCCUGUGGGGCAGUACAGGAAGCAAAAUUUUCUUUUUAUGGGAGAACAUGAAUCUGAUUGUUUCUUUCUUUAUUGGGUUUAAUCAUAUCAAAAUAUAAAAUAUUUUUAACGAAAAAGUGUACCUUUUUCAAUUCUGUAAUCCAAAAUUGCCACAUGGUGUUUCAUUGUGGGAAGUUCCAAUGACACAUGGUGAGUAAGAUUUGCUUGAUAAUAUAUAAAAUUGAGAGGAGGAGGAACGAUACUACUAAGAGCUCAUCUUUCCUUUCCACCUUCCCAUCUCCACUUCCCUCUUUCCCUUCUGUUUGGUUUCAGAAUUCUGCUUUCCCAUCUUGUUGUUCAUACCUAAAACCACUUUCUGUUAUCCUUUCUCCAUAGGGUCAGGUCCUGUAAGGAUGAGAGCUUGAGCUUGUGGGUUCCUUCUUCAUUUGAGCAAGGGAUGAAAAAUCAAAAAUCUUCAGGGGAGAUUUUUGAAGUUCAAGGAGCAUGAAUUGCUUUUGAUAUGAAAAAACAUAUAAGGAUAUGUCAUCACAUUUAUUAGGGCAAAAAACAAGCAGAAAAAUGAAGUUCAUGAAGAUUGGGAACAAGCCAGAUACCUUCUACACAGAAGAGGCUAAAAGGUCUGUAGCUUCAGAUGUACCCAGUGACCUCCUCAUACAAAUCAACAACACUACUUAUCAUCUUCACAAGUUUCCACUUCUUCCAAAGUGUGGGCUCUUACAACGACUUUGUUCUAAUGCUGGCAAUCCUAGCAAAGUUCCACUAGAGCUUCAUGAUGUUCCUGGAGAAGAAGAGGCUUUUGAGCUUUGUGCUAAAUUUUGCUAUGGAAUUACGAUUAACCUCAGUGCUCUUAACUUUGUGCCUGCAUUCAGUGCUGCAAAAUUCCUUGGGAUGACUGAAUCAGUUGAUAAAGGAAAUUUUGUCCUGAAACUUGAAAUCUUCUUCAAGUCGUGCAUCCUUGAAGGUUGGAAGGACUCUAUUGUCACUCUACAGACCACAGAAAAUCUGUUGGAGUGGGCUCAAAAUCUUGGACUCAUCAGACAGUGCAUAGACUCAAUUGUUGAGAAAAUUCUUACUCACCCAUCAGAGGUUACAUGGUCCUACACUUACACAAGACCAGGAUACAAGGGAAAACACCACCGCUCUGUCCCAAAGGACUGGUGGACAGAGGACAUAUCCAACCUUGACAUUGACCUUUUUCGAACCAUAAUUGCUGCCACCAGAUCAACAAAGAUAGUCUCACCACAGCUUAUUGGUGAAGCUUUGCAUGUCUAUGCAUGUCGAUGGCUACCAGAGACAUCACAGAGCAGUCACCCAGAGACUUCAGCAUCUCAAACUGAAUCGGCAGUGGAGAAGCAUAGGCGGGUACUCGAGGCUAUUGUGAGCAUGAUUCCAAUUGAAUUAGGUUCAGUAUCAAUUGGGUUCUUGUUGAGACUUCUUAGCAGGGGAAAGAUUCUAGGGGUGUCUCCUUCAACGAAGGCUGAGCUUGUAAGGAGAUCUGGCCGGCAGUUGAUGGAAGCAAUGGUUAAGGACCUGCUCUUUCCUUCACACUCAUCUUCUGAUCGGCAUUCCUAUGAUAUUGACUUGGUAUUGGCAGUAUUAGAAAGUUUUUUAGCGCAAUGGCGAAGAAAAACCUCUUCAGAAGAUGGUGAGUCUCUAAAGGAGAUUAGGAAGGUGGCACAACUUAUCGAUUCUUACCUCCAGUUCAUCUCAAGAAAAGAUGUCAGCGUGCCAGCAUUGAAGAUGAUCACUCUUGCAGAAUCCUUACCGGAAAUCGCCCGGCCAAAGCACGAUGAGUUGUACAAGGCAAUUAACAUUUAUCUCAAGGAGCACCCGGAUCUGAGCAAGGCGGAGAAAAAGCGUCUUUGCCGGAUUCUAGACUGCCGGAAACUGUCACCGGAAGUAUGUGCACAUGCAAUAAGGAAUGAGCGGCUGCCGCUGAGAACUGUAGUGCAAGUCCUGUUCUAUGAACAAGAAAGAGGAGGCAGACCAACUCCUCAUAAACAACCACGAGCAGAGAAGGCCCGUGGAGGAGAGCAUCCACAAUUGGUUGCUCAAGGUGUCGAUCAUGGCAAGUCAAAAUUGGGGCUGAAGGAACAGUUUGGUGGGGCUGAGAGUGUUGCAAGUGCCACAAAUCCAAGAAUUGUAGAAAGUGUUCGUCGAAGAAGGAUGAAAUCAGAUGGAAGGCAGCAGUUGGAUUCAGAAAGGAAGGUGGAGAUAGGGAAGCCAAGGAAUGCCACAAGUCCAAGCAUUGUGGAAACAGUUCAUCGUACAAUGAAAUCAGAUGGAAGGAAACAGUUUGAUUCAGAAAUUAAAGUGGAGAUGGGGAAGUUUAGGGAGACUAGAGAGGAAGGGAU
Messenger RNA from Macadamia integrifolia, 3111 nucleotides. Its product is annotated as BTB/POZ domain-containing protein At5g47800-like. Lineage: Eukaryota; Viridiplantae; Streptophyta; Magnoliopsida; Proteales; Proteaceae. The record is from RefSeq and is a predicted model, not a curated record. Gene Ontology annotation, molecular function: protein binding.